AUGCAUAAGCCAUCCAUUGUUCUGCAUCUCAUACGCUACAUCAACGUUUGCAUCAGCAUGUCGCCGCCGAGGGUGCUCACCAUCGCCGGAUCCGACUCGGGUGGAGGCGCAGGUAUCCAGGCCGACCUCAAGACAUUUCUCUCGCUGGGCACAUAUGGGCUUUCGGUACUCACCGCCUUGACCGCACAGAAUACCACCGGAGUGUCAGCCAUCCAUGCGUGUCCGCCCGAAUUCGUCAUCCAGCAGCUCGAAUCGGUCGUAUCUGACAUCGAGAUCGACGCUGUAAAGCUCGGCAUGCUCUGCAACCACGAUAUCGUAGCCGCGCUUGCUGACAAGCUUGCAGAGUGGAAACAGUCGACAGCUUCUCACGGUGGCAGCGGCGUGCCAGUCGUCUUGGAUCCGGUCAUGGUCUCCACCUCUGGCUCUUUGCUGCUCUCGGAAGGUGCUAUCGAAACGCUUAUACGCGACCUACUGCCGCUUUGUACCAUUCUUACACCCAACUUGCCGGAAGCACGACAGUUGCUCAAGUACGCUGCCAAAUUCACAUCACAUCAGAGAGGACCACGCGAGCUAGAGCUAGCGCAAGAGAAUGAGAACACAGAGCUACCUCAGAUGAUGGCCGCUGCAAAAAGCAUCGCAAGCCUCGGACCGCGAGCAGUGCUGGUCAAAGGAGGACACGCACAACUCAGCAGAUCACAAAUUACCGAGUGGCUUGAAACCGUUGACUCCGGGUCACAAGAGGUACAGCAGAUCAACCCACUGCCUUCUCAUCCAAGAGCAACAGCCUCUACGCAACGCUUUCCCCCGCGUGGUAGCAUGCCCGGCGAUACAAAUCUAUACGACGAUCUUACGAGGCUUGCAGGAGUAGACGGCGCCACCAUAACACGACGAAGUAACGUGACAAUUAUUCGUACCGAUGAACUUCCCUUCAGUCAGGUCCUGGACGGGCCUGCAGGUACGCCGAAUCAGGACAAGGUGGUAUGCGAUGUGCUGUACCAGCAAACAUCCGACGACAAAGGCUCUUAUGUGCUCUUUGUCAAGCCUCUCAUUGACUCCAACGCUACACACGGAACCGGUUGCACGCUCUCUUCGGCAAUAGCAGCAUCGCUAGCGCAAGGUCAUUCGCUCUUGCGGUCCACAGCGAUUGCUAUCGACUAUGUGCAGCACGCGAUCGCCAACGGUAUCCAAGACCUUGGCAAAGGGCCUGGUCCGCUUGACCACUCGUAUCCCUUCCAGCCGCGGGGACUCCUCACAGCAUCAACGUCGUCAGAUCUCACUAGCUCGUCUACAGCAUUCGCGCUCAACCGAAGCUUGAUCUCAAAUUCGAUCGAUGUCUGGAAAGCCUUUGUGCAACAUCCCUUCGUUCUAGGCCUUGCCGAUGGCAGUCUGCGCAAGGAGUCCUUCGAGUGGUUCAUGAAGCAGGACUACCUCUUCCUUCGUCACUACGCUCGCAUAUGGGCGCAGGCGGCCGCAUCGCCCGAAAAUUCCUUCGAAGAGGUCUCGACGCUUGCACAAAUGGCCCAGGCCAUGGCGCAAGAAGCCGAGCUGCAUCUGCGCAUCUGCCAGCAGAGCUUAGGCAUAUCGGCGACGGUACUCGAACACGAGACCAUGGAAAGUGCGGCGACGCUGGCAUACACGCGCUUUGUACUCGACACGGCACGAUCCAGCGACGGCCUUGACUUGCUGGUUGCAGUCAGUCCGUGUAUGGUCGGAUACGCGCAGGUCGGACUCUGGUGUGCACAGAAUCGCAAAGAGGAUCUCGACCCAGACUAUGCAGCUUGGAUCGAAGCAUACGCAGGCUCAGAGUUUCAAUCGACAGUCCAGCGAGCGAUGCGCUUGGUCGAGGCCAAAGCUGCCAAGGAUCCACCCUCACCGCAGAGGCUGCGCAAGCUGCAGACGACGUGGAACGCCGCCUGCCGUUUAGAGGCGGGCAUGUGGAGCGAAGCGGUCGACGCUCGUCUGCGCAACCUCGUUCUCGAAUCCUGA
Molecule: messenger RNA, 1986 nt
Organism: Pseudozyma hubeiensis SY62
Lineage: Eukaryota; Fungi; Basidiomycota; Ustilaginomycetes; Ustilaginales; Ustilaginaceae
Product: putative phosphomethylpyrimidine kinase
Exons: 1
Coding region: 1-1986 (661 amino acids)
Biological process (GO): thiamine biosynthetic process
Cellular component (GO): cytosol
Molecular function (GO): phosphomethylpyrimidine kinase activity; hydroxymethylpyrimidine kinase activity
Source: RefSeq, a predicted model, not a curated record